GUCCAGGACGUCGGCGUUCGAGUCGCAGAUCAACUCCAGCCGUGAGUGCAUUGCGCAGCUUGAAAGUGCCUUGGCAGAACUGGAGUCCAAAUCUACUGGGCUGUGCCAGCAAUUGGAAUUGGCUGGGAUCCAGCACGAUGCUGCUCAAGAGUCAGAGCGUCAGCUGCGUCAAGAGCUGGAGUUGGCCAAGAGUGAGCUGGCAGCCAAGGCUGCUGAGGCAGAGUCUGGGAAGUCAGCAGUCAAUGCGCACCUUGAGCAGAAGGAGAGCCUCCAGAGAUUGCACGAUGCCAAGGUCGCUGACCUGGAGUCCACUAUUCAGCAACUGUCGGCGGAGCGCACCAAGCUCAGUACCGAUCUCAAGGAUGUCCAGGGGAGGCUAGAGAGCGCUGUGUCGGUUGGCCAGCGGCUUAACGAUGCCCUGAGCGAGCGCAAAGGGAGAUUGACAGAAUGAAGGCCGAGCAGACGAAGUCGACGAAACAACUUACCCAGCUUGCUGCUCGAUUGGCAGCGCUGCAGUCUGACCUCAUGGCGACAUCUGAAGAAAAGGCCGAGAUCCAAGUGCUGCUUAAGCAGCUGCAACAGGAUGUAGAGCAGAAGUCCACCGAGCUUGCUGAUUCAAUCGCGCGCGAAGCCGAGCUGACUAGCGCAGUAAGCGAGCUCAACGCCCGUAUUACGCAGGCCGAGUCCAGUCGUUCUACAUUGGUGACUAGCAUGGACAAGGAAAGGUCGGGAUACACGGAUGAAAUCCGAAGCCUGCGCCGUGACCUGGACGAUAAGGCUGACCAGCUGCAGUCGCUUGAGAGACAAGUUGAUGAACUACGGCGUCAGAAGGAGGAAUCUGGAUCACGGCUCUCUGAUACCGAGCGGCUGCUGCACGAGUCCGAAUCUAAACUACAAGCAUCGACAGAGAUGGCCAGUGAUCUUAAAGCAGAACUCGGCAAGCAGAGCAAGUUGCGGGCGAUCGCCGAGAAGGAGGCAGCCGGGCGCAUCGGCUCGCUCGAAGCUGAAGUCGAGGGUUUGUGCGACCAGCUGUUGGCCAAAUCAACCGAAGCCGAUGCUGCCACGACGAAGCUUACCGAUGCGCGCUCUGAAAUCAGCGAAAUUUCGAUGCAGCACAGCCAGCUGAAGAGUAGCUACCAGGCGCUUGAGGAGCGUACUAAGGACAUACAGUCAGCGCUGGAGCAGACAAUCGCCGAGAUCAAACGCCAGUUGACCCAGAAGGAGGUCGAUUUGAAGGAGGCCGAAGAGGAAUUGCUGAGCGCCAACGCCAAGGCAUCGCAGGCGCACAAAGAUGCCCGCUCACAGAUUGCAGUGCUCGAGGCGAAAGCACAGGAGAUGGAGCAGACUAUCACUGGUCUGAACACCACAGUCGCUGAGCUGCGCGCUGAGCUGAAGAGCAAGUCGCUGGAGCAGGCAUCGAACAGCAGUAGCCUCGCUGACACGGCUACCAGGGGACGUCUGGCCACUGAGGACAGCGUGCAUGAGGCCGCCGAAAUGAUCGAGUCGCUAACAGCCGAGCGCGAUAGGGCCCGUGAAGGAAUUGACUUGCUGAAGUCGAUGAUGACUGAGCUGGCACAAGUCAAGAACGACGAGAUUGCCGAACUUGACAGCAAGCUUGCGCAGCACCAAGAGCUGCUUGAGAUUGCUGUCAAGGAGGGGCUGGAGAAGGACAGGUCGCUGGAGCGUGCCGAGCAGGCAGCAAAAGAACAGGUUGACGGAUAUAAAGCUGAGUUGAACAAGGCAGCUGCCAGCAGCAAGGAAGCGAUCACUCAGCUGACAUCCCAGCGCGACGAGCUGCUAAAGGAGCUGGACAGCAUGAAGCAGGCGAACCUGGAAGCCAGCAAGCAGCUUGCCGAUGUCCAGUCAGAGGCUGACAAGCUGCAUGCAGCAGCUGGCGAGGCAGAGCUGAAGCUAGCUGAGGCAACCAGGGCGUUGGCCGAGGCAGCGUCUUCCAGCACUAAAGCGGCAAGCAUCUCGAGCGAGGGCACUGCGCGUCUCCAGCAGGAAAUCGAGAAAUUGCAAACGGCCAACGCAAAGCUCGAGAAGAAGAACCUGAAACUGCGCGAUAUCUACACAGCCGAUAUUACUAGGCUACAUGCCGAGGAAGAGGAGCAGCGUGAGGCUGUAGUGCAGCUGAAGGAGGUGUUGGCUGAGAGCGAAAAGAAAACCAAGGCGGUCGAGGAAGAGCUGCAGCGUGUGAAGUCAGCGCUGAGCGAGCGGCAGCAGCAGCAGCAACAAACAAAAAAUGCACCGAUUGCUGUGCCAAUAGAUCGUCGUCCAAAGGCCAGCAUGGCGCGCUUGGCAUCGGACCGCACAACAGCCGCAAAGGACGAUGUGAAGCGGCUGCACCUGUCGCGCGAUCUUAAGGCGGCAGGUCCACUGUCGCCAGUGCCGCAAAGCAGACUGAACUCGCGCAUGGUGAAUAUGACACAAGGGACGGACCAGACGACCGCUAAGCCCUUCGGCGGGUUCCCUGCUCGCAAGCGCACUGCCACCCCCAGCACCGCAACAGCAGCAGCUGCGGGGAAGAGUCCGACUAAGCAGCCGCUACUGGCAGCGCGUGCACGCAGCAGCUAUGGCGAGCGCCGGCGUAUGCGCAGGAACCAGACAGAUCCCACUGCUGGCAACACGCUGGAAGACCAAGCAGCCGAGCAAUGUGUGCAGCAAUAGGAUGUUUUUGUGGUGAAAUAAUAUAGCUGAAUGACAUUGCAAUGAAGACUACAGUCGUUUACAUGUGGCCAUCGUCGACAACCUGGGGCAGCUCGUCCUCGACAACACCUAGAUGGAGGAUCCGGUUUCCGCUCUGGCACACGGGGUCGACAUGCUUGCCGACGAUGAUGCCA
Linderina pennispora is the source of this 2843-nucleotide messenger RNA. RefSeq lists its product as uncharacterized. The coding region runs from base 448 to 2670 and encodes 740 amino acids. The transcript has a single exon. NCBI's taxonomy places the organism in Eukaryota, Fungi, Kickxellomycota, Kickxellomycetes, Kickxellales, Kickxellaceae. The record is from RefSeq and is a predicted model, not a curated record.